UACUUCCUUGCGUUACUUGAACUUCAAAUUUUUCAUCUCCGCUUGGGUGUUGCGGAAAACAAUCGGCGGAAGUUUUUUUAAGUAGAUCUAGUGUUUGUGCUACUCUAUUGUGAUCCGGCAUGUAUGAAGAACACUACGACGAAGAUGGAUUCAAACUAUCCUUCGACGAUGGCGUGUCCAAAAUGGAUAAGCGGUUUUUCAUGCGUACGUUUCCGAACGUUAGCCGGAUCGCGGAGCGCAAGGUGCACUGCACCUCCUGCCAUACGCAUAUUGGAACGGCCCCGAUUUCCGAGGCCGUCAUCCGGAAACACCCGGUCCUGGGAGUUACGCAGUGUAGCGACUGCCACGAUUUCUACAACAGCGGCGAAUUCUCGAAAGGGGAAGAUGGUAGCGAGCUGUACUGCCGGUGGUGUGGCCAGGGUGGCGAGGUCUAUUGCUGCUCCAACUGUCCGUUCGUGUUCUGUAAGAGCUGCAUCACCAAAAAUUUGUCACGGGUCUGUGUGCAGGAUGUCGCUUCGAAUGAUAACUGGAGCUGUUUCCGGUGCGCUCCGAAUAUCUUGAGCCAUCUAAGGGCCCAACAUUGGGCGCUGGUCAACUACAUCCAGAAGCAGAAAAAGGAAAUUAAAAAGAAAAACUACAAUGCCCAAACCAUAAUGGCAAUGAUGAAGGAAGAUAAAACAACCUGCUGUGCUACGAAGGGGAAAAAAUCGGGGUCGCACGGAGGCUCGGCAAAGAAUGCCCCUAAACAGCGCACUGGCAGCAUCCCAGAGGCAUCGAGCAGUGGCACGGAUUCACCAAAACCCUCUACCAGCAAAGCUGCCACUGCUUCAACUAUUGAUAAUGACGAUUCCGUGCCUCUCGCAGCGCUAAAAAAGUCAAAGGACCCGCCUUCUAGAAAAGUCGUGCCAGCUCAGGUGCUGCUUAGGCAACCUCAAAUCAUUUUGAAUUCCGUGCUGGCACAAAAGGAUAAACCCCAGCGUCGAUCGGAGGAAGAAACAACCGAAUCGGCCAACCGAAGCCUGCCAGAUCGGAAGAAGCAGCAAGCAAUGGAUCAGCUGGACCGUAUUGCGGGGAAUAAACGUGUCAAAGAAGAUCAUAGGGCUGAAAAACGUCAACACGAAUCACCGAAGGUACCAAAAUCGGAAGACCAGGCUGAGGAAAAAUCCUCCGCAAAGAAGGCAAAGCUCAGUAAUGACGAAGUCGUCUGCACGCCCGAUAUUAUGGGUCUCCUGUCGCCUGUAGUGGAAAUUACACCGCUUGCACCAAUUCUACGAAAAGCGCGAGUCUCGGAAAAGGUGUAUUCAUCAGGCCGGGAAAAGGGUGUGUCUGGUACGUCAACAGCCGCAAAACCUUUUUCGAUUGAUGAUCUACCUACUACGGUUUCCGUACAGUACGGUUAUCGAUCGAAAACUAAACCAACUGGGAAUCAGCCAGUUCCAGCAAAUGAUAUACGCUCAAUGCACCACAAACUGCAACAAUAUCUAGGAACAAAAGAUCCGCCAGCAACGCCCAAAUCUUCCAAGCUGCCCUUACCGAUGCCGGUACCUAGUGCGAAUAGAGGUACGCAAGCCCCAGUCUAUCAUAUAAUCAACGGGUUUCGUGUGGAUCUUCACCUGGCUUCACAGCAGAGUACCUAUCGGUUACCAGAUGGUAAGCUUAUUCAGGUACGGAAGCAGAAAAACAGCCAACACGAAUCUGUGCCAAAUAGCAAUGAGUCAGACGAGGCGCAGGACCAGAAUAAGGCUAGGUCUAGUGCACGGAGCACUACGAACAGUAGUAAUUGUAGCUACACCGUGACAUCGUUACCAUCUGCUUUAAGCAACGCCUCUCAAACCGAAGAAAUUCCGAAAGGCAAACGUAUGUUUUCUGUGCACCAAACACUACCGAAGGGACAUCCCCAACUGGCAAACAACAAUAUAAAGCACACUCAGCCGCAUCUUUUAGUCACGAAUCAACGUAUGCCUGUUAAGCAGCUACGCUUCCAGCAGCUACCGUCUCAACAGCAACAACCGCAGCAAACACCGCGGCUGGCUCGAGAGCAACAGCAAUCGGCAGUCCAGCAACAGCAAUCGCCAGUCCAGCAACAGGAAUUGCAGUUAUCGCCACAGGAACUGCAGCAGUCGGCUUUACUACAGCCACAGCAGCAGCAACCACGACCCAAAUCCAAACAAAUGAAACAGAAAUCGUCGUUGCGACCGCUGCUGCCAGCAGGAACGCUGCUGCUACGACCACAGUCGGAAUUGCAGCAACAACCGUUUCAGCAGUCGCAAGUGCAGCAACAACCGUUUCAGCAGUCGCAAGUGCAGCAACAGCCGUUUCAGCAGUCCCAAGCGCAGCAACAAUCGUUUCAGCAGUCGCAACUGCAGCAACAACCGUUUCAGCAGUCGCAAAUGCAGCAACAACCGUUUCAACAGUCGCAAGUACAGCAGCCGCAAUUGCAGCCACAUAUUAUACUGCAUUCACCAUUCCAACAACAAAUCCAACAUGAGCAGCAGUUAUUGCAACAACAAAUGAAGCAGCGGGAGCAGUCGUUGCAACAACAAAUGCAGCAGCAACCAAUGCAACAGUUUCGGAUUCAACACUCGAACCCGCUUCCAGCUCAACAGAUACUUAGGCUUCCGCCGUACUUGGAGAUUUCGACAUACCAACCACCCAAUCCAACAGGACAACAGAAUAUGCUAGGUCUGCCGCUUCAAUCGUCCAUGAUCCCACAACAGCAAAUGCAGCCGCAGCCAUUUCAACGGCCACAACCACAACAGCCACAAAUAAUAGUGACAGCAAUAACACCGUCUGCACAGCAGAGAAAGAGGGGAAGGCCAUCGAACAAAAAUAAUCCACCCGCCGCUAUGAACUCCUCUGGUGCUGCAGUAACCGCCAAUAAUGUUACACCCAUUGUCAGACCUCCGCUGCUGAAUACAUUGCGCGACAUGGUGAAUGGCCCCCAUCAGAACUCACAGGUCGGGAGGGGAAAGAAAGAGUUCGAAGCUAAGCUGCUGGUGGGUGCGGAAACAUGCCAUCAGAUAAUGAGCAAAAUCGCUACCUUAACAGGUUCGCAGUCCUUCAAGAAGAUUCGUCAUUUGCGUGAUUUAAAGGAACUCUAUCUACAUAUGUCUUACCUGCUGACAUACGGCGUAAGGCGUUUGCAAGGGUUGCAGGAACAAUGCAUUGAGGAUGUGCAUGCCCUUGGUUUUGAUAAUGCCUCCGAAUUUUUGCGUACGGAUGUAGCGACCAACGUUAGUGCACCGGAGGAGGCAGACAAAAGUGGUCAAGGAGAAGCCAAUCCUGAGGACGAUGAGGACGAUGACUGUGAAAUCAUCGAACAGAGAGCAACAGUCAUUGAGGUAGAUUCGGACGACGAUGAGGGAUCGCAAGCGGCACAACCAGAUCAAGCGACCAACACGAGCACGCAAGAAAGCGUACAGUUGGCCGCAAGAUUUGAAAUCGUAGGUGGCGAGCAGGGAAACUAUGAUUUUAGACCUAUCGCUUCUCCGUUGGCUGGUGGCGGUGAAUCGACUGCAACCAGCUCAUCUAACACUCAAUCGACUGGUGCAGAUAAUAAUAGUCAACGGCAAAAUCUCGAGCGGACUGCACCGCCCGAAGGUGAGGUGGUAGUUGAUCAGACUAAUGCUAGCGAGCCUACAAACGCAACGAAGCCAUCCGAAUGCCACCUAGGGAACAGUUCAGCUUCAGCAUCACGAGAACAAGCGCCAAACGAUUCCAACGAACUAGUGGAAUUGAUUGAACUUAAUGAGGCGAACGAUGGCGGCACCGAAGCACAAUGCGCACAUGUUAACCAGGGAGUGGAAGCUCGCGACCGUGUCAGCGAUGGUGCAAAUGUAGAGAAAGCGGCAUCAACAGUGGAGCAGGAUGCAUCAACGUCCAAAGGCAAUGAAAGCCUUUCUGGAAGUGAGCUGUUGGAGCAGCUAGACAGUUUGAUGGACCAAGGACUCCUAGAUGAUCCCAAAAUACUAGCGACUGAUACCGGGAUAAGUGAUGUAUCAAAAGAAGCAGCGGAGCUGUUUGAGAUAUGUCCAAAAGAAGUGUCCGAAUUGUUGAAUAACCAGAUGGUUGACACAAUGGUAGAACAGGAGCAAAACAAUCAAACUAAUCAAGAAGAUGUUGAGAAGAACGAUGAAACAAAAGUGGUCGAAGAGGCGAACAAGAAACAAACGACUACUAACAUCAGCAGUGCAAAUAAUGAAAGUAAUUUGACGCUAGAGACUACGGAGGUAGUUGAUUCAUCAAAUCAAGCUGAUGGAGCUGCAAUUAUAGUGGCAGAUAAAACUAAUGCGUGCCCUAGCGUGGAGUUAGAAAUUGCGACGGAAGAUUCAAAAACUGAGGAAAAGGAUCAAAGUGGAGAAUCCACUGUUCCUCAAAAGAGCGGAGCGAAUUCGCUACUAGAAAAGCAAGACAUCAGCGUAGAAGGGAAGGAUAAAGAGGAUUCUUUGAAGCAGAGUGCAGGUAUCACCAAUUUAGAUUUCGCAGAGCAAGAACGAAAGACAUUAGAAUGUGGUAAUGAAAAAGAUCGUAUGCAAAGCGAUGAUAAUGCGAUGUCAGAGAUGGUCGGUGAGAAGGAUUCAGUAGAUUCGACGAUCGCAAUUGAUAGUGUUGCCGAUGUAGAUAUGCAGGAUGUGUCUAAUAGAGAUGAAAAAGUUGAGCAGCAUUCAGAAGGUAGAACGGGAGAUGUUGAAAUGAAAGACGUUUCAAAUACGAUGCUAGAUAAGGGCGAAAUCGUCAAUGACUCAAACAUCCUUAAACAAAAUUCAGUUGCCUCUUCUGUACUAAUUUGCAGUGAAGAUUUGGAACUACAAUCCAUAGUGCCAUUAGAAGACACUAACAAAGCUGUAGAGAUGAAGGAUAAAUCAUCUCCAAACAAGCGCAAAGAAGUGAUCUCCAUUGUUUCAAAACCGGAAAACAAUCUUGAAGGAGAAGAAUCUCAAAAGCCGGCCGAUAAUCAAGCACAACAAAUGGAGAACACAGUUGCACAACAACAGCAGACUAAUGAAAAUUGUUCGGAUGCACGGAUUCGAAGCACGGGAAAAGAAGAAUCGUUUUCGAAAGCCAAAAUUACAGUAGAAAAUCCGGUAAAGGAAAGCGAAGACAUUGAUGAAGAAACAGUCGAUGAUUUCUCGGAAAAGUCCGUAGAACAUUUAAAUGAUGAUAGCAUGCCCGGUGGCAGUACUAUUGUCCCAUCUGUCGAAUCUUCUAUCACAUUGAAAGCUGAUAAAACGAUAGUUUUAUCAUGCAACACUUCCACUAAAAACGAUGAAAUGGAAAUAUCCGAGGUAAAAAAUGCGCAGCCUGAUGAUAAUGUAGACGCCCUAUCCACGGGAUCGUCUGAAGGAUUUCGCAGUCCAGAAACAAUUUUGUCCGAUUCGUUUCUGUUCGAUGACCCACGCGUUGGUAUGAGCGGUGAGGGUUCGAAAAUGGAGGAGACGAAUAUUAAUGAAGAGGCAUCUAUCUCCACUGUGGGAGAAGCUUCACAAGAAGCCAAUACCGUUGUAGAAACAUCGGCGGUAUUGGAUGAGCAGAACAUUGUGAAUGAAGAUUUGAUAUCACUAGAGUCUAUUUCGAAUGAAGCAUGGGAAGAUUCGGAGCAAGAUCUGACUCAAGAUGGAGUCAACAAGAAAACUGAAUAGCAUAAAUUGAAUUCCACAGCAUCAGUAGGCGCAUCGCCACUUUCUGAUGAAAGUGAUACAAACCCAUAAGAGGGUGAUAGUUGAAGUUGUGAGAAUUGUGAAUUUCUGCAAAACGCCAUCUGUAUUGUUAUAGAUUCUAUAUAUAAGCCAAUGAUUAUAAUUUACUGUCGUGAUGUACAACCCCAUUCACAGAAAGGUAUGCAACCGGGUCUCUUAACGCUUAAGACCCGGUUGCAUACAUUUUGUAAAUGGGGAAAUACAAUGCAAUCUUGAAAUAAAAAGAAUUAUCAAAUGAA
This is a messenger RNA of Anopheles darlingi, 5935 nucleotides long. RefSeq lists its product as uncharacterized. Bases 120 to 5639 code for a protein of 1839 amino acids. Lineage: Eukaryota; Metazoa; Arthropoda; Insecta; Diptera; Culicidae. The record is from RefSeq and is a predicted model, not a curated record. The transcript is spliced from 4 exons.